AUGCCAAACUCCUUGCAGAUAGCGUUAAAGAACGAUAGCGAUCUUGACAAUCUGCACGCCUUCGUGACUGGUAUCGCCAUCCAGCACGAUGGCAAACGAUGCCUUCUCAAAGCGAAUGGCAAGGACUUGUACUUUCCGCAGGAGGUGAACGACAUAGGCUCGCAGCUGGCUGAAGAUUGUGCGAUUCCUCUCGGGCCAUCAGGAAAUACUGUCAACAUGACAAUCCCGCAGAUAGCUGGUGGCCGCAUAUGGAUAUCGGAGGGCAAACUGACCUUUCUACUCAAUCCUGGUGGACCUGCGCUCGUGGAGCCAUCGGUGCUGAAUCCAAGCGAUCCGAAUGCUAACGUCUCGUUUGGGUUCGCAGAAUUCACCUUCAAUGAUGCACAGCUGUAUGCAAACAUCAGCUACGUGGACUUUGUGCCAAGGAUACCAAUCGCCAUAACCCUGCAGCAGCAGUCUGGAGAGAUGCAGCAUGUCGCGGGAAUGGCACCUGAUGGACUCGAUCGGAUGGCUGGAAGUCUGUCGGAGCAGGCCAAUAAGGACGGGCGCCCAUGGGACAAGCUCGUCGUGAAUAAAGAUGGUCGCAACUUGCGGAUCUUGAACGCCACUCACGGUGGUGCUGUUGGCGCAAGCUUCGACGGCUAUUAUGAGCCUCAUGUUGAUGAAGUCUGGGAGAGAUAUAAGUCGGGCCAGAAAAUGAAGAUCAAUACACAAGCCGGUCCUGGGUGGCUCGAAGGCCAUGUGAACCAUAAGGGCAAGCUGAAGAUCGGUGACGAGGAAUUCGACAAGCCAAACACAGCUGAUAUCCUGGGCUGUAACAGUGGUCCUUUUACGACAGGCUCGUCCCCGACGAGAAACGCUAUCAUCCCCCGAUUAGCUGCUGCUUUCGUACGCUCGACACUGUGCCAGUGUGAAGAUCAUCCCAGCGCUCCCAACACUUUCUAUAACCAGGAUCCCACAAAUCACUAUGCGCGACUUGUUCAUGAGCACAACGUUGACAAAAAGGGUUAUGCAUUCGCUUAUGAUGAUGUCCAGCCAGAUGGCGGAGAUGAUCAAUCAGGAAAAGUCAAUGCCGGCGACCCUGUGCUCUUCACAGUGACCGUUGGCGGCAAGAGCGCCAGUGGAAAUGGUGGAGCCGCAUUUCCACAGUCGUCAGGACAGCAAGGCCAAACUUACGACAGGCCAGCUCCUCCUCCGCCUCCGGGUGCCAACGAUGAUAAUGCGGAACCGGAAAGCCAUGGUCUUCGAGGAAAGCUACGAGGCUUCGCGAAGAACAUGAUGAAGUAA
This is a messenger RNA of Fulvia fulva, 1287 nucleotides long. Its product is annotated as Glucan endo-1,3-beta-glucosidase. The transcript is spliced from 2 exons. Lineage: Eukaryota; Fungi; Ascomycota; Dothideomycetes; Mycosphaerellales; Mycosphaerellaceae. The record is from RefSeq and is a predicted model, not a curated record. The coding region runs from base 1 to 1287 and encodes 428 amino acids.